CUGGCUAAAUUGCAGAUGAUCAUCGAUACGGAAUGGGGUGGCUUCGGUGAUCGUGGCGAAGUGGAAUUUAUAAAAACGCAAUAUGACGUCAUCAUCGAUCAACGGUCCGUUCACCCUGGGGUGCAAAUAUUCGACAAACUUGUUGGCGGAAUGUAUUUGGGAGAAUUGGUGCGAUUGGUGAUCGAGAAGCUUGUCAAAUCUGGUUUAUUGUUCCAAGGUGUGGGCUCAAGUCAGCUUUUUACGAUUGGUAGCUUUCCAGCGAAGUACAUUUCAGAAAUUCUCAGCGAUGAAGGUGGUCAUCUUCAUCAAACUAGGAUGAUUCUAGACGACCUGGGUAUCGAUGGCUACCGAUACAGCGACCUGCUCAUCCUGCGAGAAGUCUGCAUGACGGUUUCUCGAAGAUCCGCCAAUCUGUGUGCAGCAGGCAUUGCCUGUGUGCUUAACAGAAUUGGCAAGAAGAAAGUGAUCGUUGGAAUCGAUGGGUCUACCUACAAGUUUCAUCCGUUCUUUCAUGCGUGGGUGAAGGACAAGGUUCGCGAGUUAGUGGAUCCAAAUAUCGAGGUACGCAGCAGCAUGCCCCCUUUCACUUCUUCACCUUUCUCCUCGUCGCUAACCGUAUUCUUGUUGCAGUUUCAUCUGAUGCAGUCUUCCGACGGUAGUGGCAAAGGGGCCGCUCUGGUUGCGGCGAUUGCAAGUAAACUGAACCUGGCGUGA
Molecule: messenger RNA, 714 nt
Organism: Soboliphyme baturini
Lineage: Eukaryota; Metazoa; Nematoda; Enoplea; Dioctophymatida; Soboliphymatidae
Source: the annotation of a GenBank genome assembly